Molecule: messenger RNA, 1446 nt
Organism: Arabidopsis lyrata subsp. lyrata
Lineage: Eukaryota; Viridiplantae; Streptophyta; Magnoliopsida; Brassicales; Brassicaceae
Exons: 6
Coding region: 83-1267 (394 amino acids)
Molecular function (GO): GTPase activity; GTP binding
Source: RefSeq, a predicted model, not a curated record
UUUCUCACUUGACCUCAAAUCACAAAUUAGCAACUGUUUAGAUUGGAUCUUGAUCUCUGGCGGGCGAAGUUGGAGGAGAUUGAUGGAAAGCCGGCCGGGAGUUUUGGUCGUCGGAUCCUCUGGCGUCGGCAAGCGCACCCUCCUCUCUCGAUUGCUCUCUGUGGAAUUUGAGGAUUCAUCGGAGUCACCAUCUCAAACAGAAGUUCAUGGCUGGACGAUUAACACUAAGUACUACACUGCGGAUGUUUCUGUAUGUAUAUCACAUAUUUGCGAUGACUACUCUCUACCCAAUCUCCCUCACUCACAUCCACUGGUGGCGUUAGUUAUGGUCUUCGACUUGAGUGAGCUGUCAACUCUUGUUGCUCUUCAAGACUGGGUUUCUCAUACCGACAUCAACAAUUUUGAUAUAUUGUUGUGCAUUGGUAACAAAGUAGAUCGUGUCCCUCAUCACCUAGCUCAUGAUGAAUAUAGACGACGCCUUUUGAAGGCAACAGACCCCUCUAGAAUUCUGUAUUCGGACAUUGAUGACUUUGGGAUCUCCGAAACCGAAGGAAGCAGCUUGUUGGGAAGUCAAGAUACAUCACUGGAUAUCAGGGGAGCAUGUCUUGAGUGGUGCUCUGAGAAUAACAUCGAGUUCAUUGAGGCUUGUGCCUCUAAUCCUGAUUUUGACAAGUGUUUAUCAGUCGAUGGGGAUUCCCAAGGGGUUGAACGUCUAUUUGGUGCUCUUUCGGCUCAUAUGUGGCCUGGGAUGAUUCUGAAAUCGGGUGAUAAGAUCAAUGAUCCGGUGUUAGCUCAAGGGGAAGAGUUGUCAGAAGAAGAAUCUGAAUAUGAAUUGGAGUAUGAAGUGCUAUCAGCAGGCUCAGGUGAUCCAUGGGAGAAUAUCGACGAAAGAUGGGUUUCUGCAAGUGAAACGCAUUCACAUGCAGAUGCUGGCGGAUCCACGUCACAGGAAAACCUCCAUGUUGAAAAUAAUAUGGUGAAAUCGAAUAAUGUUGUGGAUGAAGAGCUGCGGCCGUCAGGGUCACAGUUAGAGCCGCAAAAUGACACUGACAGAGCAAUAGUAACAGAUGAAAGAUCUUUGGACACAGAAAAUGAAAAAUGUUAUGAGUUUGAAGACGUGGAACAGUUGAUGUCAGAAAUAGGAAACAUCCGAGACAACUUGCGAUUGAUGCCUGAUUUCCAGAGGAGGGAAAUUGCUGCAAAUUUAGCGAUGAAAAUGGCUUCCAUGUUUGGAGGUGACAGUGAUGACGAGGAAGAACCUGAGUGAGUCUGUUUAUAUCAAUUAUUGUGGACGAUCGAUUUAAUCCUGUCUUCAUACAACUUUUAUCAAAAUUCGUUUCUUGUUUUGCUAUAGAUUCUGGCAGUAAAAGUCAGUUCCUUGAUGUGAUACAAAGCUAUUCUAGGUUAUCUGGGCCGACCUGUUAUAUAUCUCUUUACUUUGUCUCU